CCCUGCCGGAAGCUGAGUGCGGAAGUGGACUCGGCGCUGCGGGCUCUGGGUUCCGCCUGUGGACGGCUUGUCAGAGCCUUCAGCCGACACAGACUGCGCUCCAUCUAAUAAACUCACCCGUUGUGACGAGCAGAGACGCGGACGGCUGACGCAGAGAUGGCUGGGCGGCUACCGGCGUGCGUUGUGGACUGCGGCACAGGGUACACUAAACUGGGGUAUGCAGGGAACACAGAGCCGCAGUUCAUUGUUCCAUCAUGUAUUGCCAUCAAAGAAUCAGCCAAGGUUGGUGACCAAGCCCAGCGGAGGAUGAUGAAGGGGGUGGAUGACUUGGAUUUCUUCAUUGGAGAUGAAGCCGUAGACAAGCCCACGUAUGCCACUAAGUGGCCAAUCCGUCAUGGUAUUGUUGAAGACUGGGAUCUAAUGGAACGCUUCAUGGAGCAGAUCAUCUUCAAGUACCUGAGGGCGGAACCUGAAGACCAUUACUUCCUCCUGACAGAGCCUCCUCUGAACACCCCAGAGAACCGAGAGUACACGGCUGAGAUCAUGUUUGAAUCCUUCAACGUGCCUGGGCUGUACAUCGCAGUGCAGGCUGUUCUUGCUCUAGCAGCCUCCUGGACGUCCAGACAGGUGGGAGAGCGAACGCUGACAGGAACUGUCAUUGACAGUGGCGAUGGUGUGACACACGUCAUUCCUGUGGCUGAAGGGUAUGUUAUUGGUAGCUGUAUAAAACACAUCCCCAUCGCAGGACGCGACAUCACCUACUUUACUCAGCAGCUGCUGAGGGAGAGGGAGGUGGGCAUCCCGCCGGAGCAGUCUCUGGAGACGGCCAAGGCAGUCAAGGAGCGGUUUAGCUACGUGUGCCCAGACCUAGUCAAAGAGUUCAAUAAGUAUGACACAGAUGGCUCCAAAUGGAUUAAGCAGUACACCGGCAUCAACGCCAUCAGUAAGAAGGAGUUCACUAUUGAUGUUGGCUACGAGCGCUUCCUGGGGCCUGAGAUCUUCUUCCACCCAGAGUUCGCAAACCCUGACUUCACCCAGCCCAUCUCUGAGGUUGUGGACGAGGUCAUUCAGAACUGCCCCAUUGACGUCAGGCGUCCUCUCUAUAAAAACAUUGUUCUGUCCGGAGGCUCCACCAUGUUCAGGGACUUUGGGCGCCGUCUGCAGAGGGACUUGAAGAGGACUGUUGAUGCCCGUCUGAAGAUGAGUGAGGAGCUGAGCGGAGGCAAGCUCAAGCCCAAACCAAUCGAUGUACAAGUCAUCACUCAUCAUAUGCAGAGAUAUGCUGUGUGGUUUGGUGGAUCCAUGUUGGCAUCAACUCCCGAGUUCUACCAGGUCUGCCACACCAAAAAGGACUACGAAGAGAUUGGGCCGAGCAUCUGCCGCCACAACCCCGUGUUUGGAGUCAUGUCUUAACUUCGGACCUCUAACAGUGUUUGGCAGACUGUGGACAGGACUGGCUCAGGCAGUAGGGGGCGCUGGUGUUUCUAUUCUUUUUGAUUGCUUCAGCUAUGGAUGUGUUGGAAAAGAUGUACCACCAUUUUGGGGGGGGGGGGGGGGGUACAGACCACACACAUACACACACACACAAACGGCUGGAAAAUUUCUUGUGAAUGUUCCUUCUUUCUUUUCUUUACAAAAUGAGGGACUGUGGUUUGUUAGCCAGAACAGUUUUAGGAACAGAUGUGGACCUGCUGAGCAGCACUAAUAAUAAUGUGUUUGUGGAGCUCUGGGACGAUAUCAACGGUAAUUAAUUACAUGACAAAACAACACAUUAUUUAUGUUGAUAAAAUGAGUCCAGGUGAGAUCUGAUGACUCCUUCAGAUCAUUGAAGAGCAUGUAAUCAUUGAAAUUCUCUUCUUUCUUUCUUUUUUUUUUCCUUUAACUUUGUUUCAGCUGUGCAUUAUGGCAAGAGCUUGUUUAUAUUUCCUAAAACUUUUUUGUAUAUGUAAGACUUGGGAAAUCAGGGGUUUAAAAAAAUAAUAGUAAUAAUGCCGGUAUGAGCAGGUGACUGUUUAAUCCCAGGAUGCAGCUUUGAUAUGCAGUGUUCUUUGAGUUAAAGUGCUUUUCUUAUGAUUCUCACACUCAUUGCUGGUUUCCCUUUAAUUCUAUAAACAUUCAUAUCUUCUUUCACUUAGGACUGUCAAGUUUCUGCCUCUCUGAUGUGGUGAAAGAAAAGAAAGAGGACUUGCUGAGAUAAUAAACACGAAAUAAAACUGUCGUUCCAGUAUUGUUAGUUUUUAUAAUUAAAUGCCAAAUUAUUAAAAUAUGGAAUUUGUGUAUUUAAUGCCUUUCUAGAUUCCAAUAAAGGUUCAAAUUUGUUUCUAAGCA
Thalassophryne amazonica is the source of this 2328-nucleotide messenger RNA. Its product is annotated as actin-related protein 3. Gene Ontology annotation, cellular component: Arp2/3 protein complex; actin cortical patch. The transcript is spliced from 12 exons. Gene Ontology annotation, molecular function: actin filament binding. The record is from RefSeq and is a predicted model, not a curated record. Lineage: Eukaryota; Metazoa; Chordata; Actinopteri; Batrachoidiformes; Batrachoididae. Gene Ontology annotation, biological process: Arp2/3 complex-mediated actin nucleation. Bases 157 to 1413 code for a protein of 418 amino acids.